AUGGCUGCAAAGUCAACAGGCUUGAAGCCAGUCUGCACCUCGAGAGUCGAGUACUCGUCCUUGGCAGGUGUUCCAGUCCACUAUGCUGGAACUGGAAACGCAACUUUCUCUCUGGAGUCGAGUUACAUCCGCCUCGUGUGCCCAAACGCUACUAAGUUCCCCGCUUCGGAUAUUGCUAAGGGCACCGCAAACAGAACGGCCAAGGCCAACGUGACGACAGAUUACAUGACGGAGGAAUACCCUAAUGGAACAUGGCGAGGAUACGACUACCAACGAGGGUCCGGAGGCUACACCUCAACUCAAUGGGGAAUUGCUAUCGACAGGUUCGUUGACCUGUACUGGAUAACCCAUGGAAAGGAGGGACAGGGAUGGGACUGGGUGCCAGCAUAUCAGGAUGCUGGCAGCCUGGCUAUGUUCUCCAACGAAACCGGAAUCGACGCAGGUCCGACGAAAUUUCUGCUCCGAAUGGCUCUGGCGCAACCUCAAAUCACCAAGAAGAAUCGCGACAACCUAGAGAUCAGUUGCGACAUCACCCAGAAGUACGUUGAAUCUCGCGUCAGCUGCUCGUUUCUAGCGGGCCAGCGAUCUUGCCGAGUCAUCGAGCAGCGAUUGUCACAAAAGACCCAUGCGCCCGAGCAAAUCACCCAACUAUCUUUCCCUCGAUCGUUCGACUUCUUCGCCGGAGAGAUGCCCGUUGCCACAGGCCGAGAUAUGACUGGCUUCAUCGAUCCGACUUUGUACUAUCUCAAAGACCCGACCUACGAAAACAUCUCUUCUGGCACGGCAGUCUUGAUGGACGAGCUCGACACCUCGAAAGUCGGCGCACGCUUUGGACAGCUGCUUAACACGUAUCUGACCCUUAGCCAAGUUUCCAGCACGAUUGCCAACACCAGCGCCGAAGCGGAUGCCGUUUUCCAGCCCAACGUCACCUUCACCGGGGAAUCAUCGACCCUGCUGGAGACAUUCGUCAUCUCAAAGCUGUGGAUAUCACUUUGCUUGCUGUCUGCCGUCGUUCUUCUUGCGGGAGGCAUUCUCAGCGUCGUGUUCAUCCACUUGACCCACGGCCCUGAGAUUCUCGGCUACGUCUCUACGACGAUCCGGAACUCGAAGUACAUUGAUCUGCCGUCAAGUACAACUUGGCUGGAUGGCUCGGAACUGACCAAUGAGCUGAAGAAGUUGAGGAUAAGGUACGGGUUCAUUCGCGACGAGUCGCGGCAGCCGGUUAUGGCCGUCGGCCAUGAAGAGGAAACUGCUCGGAUCAAAGAUGUUCUAGCUAGGAAGUAG
Messenger RNA from Colletotrichum aenigma, 1284 nucleotides. RefSeq lists its product as uncharacterized. The record is from RefSeq and is a predicted model, not a curated record. NCBI's taxonomy places the organism in Eukaryota, Fungi, Ascomycota, Sordariomycetes, Glomerellales, Glomerellaceae. The transcript has 2 exons. Bases 1 to 1284 code for a protein of 427 amino acids.